AUGUCUGCCUUGGGGCAGCGCCUCGCAGAGUUUCUGGGAACUUUGCUGCUGGUCAUCAGCGUGGAAUGUAGCACCGCCGCCUUCGGGUCUCCACUCUUUGGGGGCCUGGCUGUGGCUGGCAUGCUCUUCGUGGCCAUGCAAUCCUGGGGCCGUGUCUCGGGCGGCAACUUCAAUCCAGCCCUCACUUUGGCGCUGGGCUGCGUGCAGUCCAUGGGCGGUCAAGGCAUGGACUGGGCCCAGGUCCGGUCCUAUGUGCAGCUGCAACUGGCAGCGGGCAUUGUUGGCGCAUUCCUCACUUCCCAAGUGUUUGGCAUCGUCAUGCCCAUCGGCGACCUUUUGGAGCACGGCCUGUGGGCCCUAGGUGUCUGCGAGUUUCUUGGGACCUUCAUGCUCUGCUUUGUGGCGCUGAACGUGUGCGUCGGAAACCGCGCGGAGGAGUACUCCGCGCUGGCGGUUGGCCUCAGCCUGUUGGCCGGGUUUUACAGCGUAGGCCACGUCUCCGGGGGCAUCUUCAACCCGGCGGUGGCGCUGGGAAUGGACCUGUCCAGCUGGAGAGCCAACUACGUGGGCCUCUCAGCCUACUACAUGCUCUUCCAAUUCCCUGCCGCGCUUUGCGCGGCGCUGCUUUUCGCCAAGGUUCGGCCCGAGCUUUUCACAGAUGCCCCGCGAGAAGGUCCAUCGCUGUUUUCGCAGCUUCUCGGCGAGUUUGUGGGGAGCUUUCUGGUGGUGCUGACGGCGGUGGGCGCUUCGCAGGCGGGGGCGGCGGUGGCGCCGCUGAGCGUGGCCGCAGCGGUGGCGAGCUUGGCCUUUGCUUUGCAGAAGGUCUCAGGCGGGCACUUUAACCCGGCAGUGAGCUGCGCGCUAUAUCUCGCCGGCCACAGCCGGCAGCUGCUGAGCUACGCCGUGGCUCAGCUGGGCGGUGCCUGGCUGGGAGCGCUGACAGCGACUGCGAUCUUCCAUCGGCCGCGGAGCUUCGGUCCGCGCUGGCCCUUUGGGCUGCAAGAGGCCGUGGUGGCCGAGGCGAUCGUCGGCUUUCUGAUUUGCUUCGUCGUGCUUGCCGUGAAGUCCAGAGCUGAGGCCUCCCAGUUCUCGGGGCUCGCGUACGGCUUCUGCAUGCUGGCCGGCUUUGGCAUCUGCCGCUGA
Effrenium voratum is the source of this 1143-nucleotide messenger RNA. Lineage: Eukaryota; Dinophyceae; Suessiales; Symbiodiniaceae. The record is from the annotation of a GenBank genome assembly.